Molecule: messenger RNA, 498 nt
Organism: Durusdinium trenchii
Lineage: Eukaryota; Dinophyceae; Suessiales; Symbiodiniaceae
Source: the annotation of a GenBank genome assembly
AUGUAUGCAGACCUUUGCGUGCUUCUUCAUGAACAUUUCACCGCCAAGCCAUUGGAGGAUGGAAAGAAAUUGACCUUCAAGAGGUUGCUUUUGGACGAAUGCCAGAGCUCCUUCGAGCGCUUGUUGACCCCACCCAGCAAUCUGGAGCAACUCCCCACGGAAGAGAAGACAGCAGCCGAAAUGAGCUACAAGACUCACAUGUUGGGCAACAUCAAGCUGGUGGGUGGCCUGCUGGCGCGAGGCAUGUUGGCCAGCAAGGUGGGAAUCGCUAUUUUGGAGGAGCUCUUGUCGAAUCCAACACCUGAGGCCUUGGAGUCGGUGGCCGCGCUGCUGACGGCGCUGGGAAGUAGCUGUGACCGUCCUGAAUGGCCUCAGCACGUGGCCUUGCGCCUUGGUGGACUUCCGUUGGUGUUCAAACCGGAAGAGAUGAGGGAAAAGCACUCCAAAUCACCAACAAAAACAUACAAAAAUAACAUCAAAUUCUGCAACUGCAUUUGA